This is a messenger RNA of Dovyalis caffra, 756 nucleotides long. The record is from the annotation of a GenBank genome assembly. NCBI's taxonomy places the organism in Eukaryota, Viridiplantae, Streptophyta, Magnoliopsida, Malpighiales, Salicaceae.
AUGUGCUCAGAAACAAGCCCUCGAAUAUCAUUCUCUAAUGAUCUUGUCCAAGAAAAUGACAGAGAAAUUGAGCAACUGUCAAGAAGGGACACGGCAUUAUUGGACUCAAAUUCUGAUUUUGAGUUCAGUAUUUGCAAUAGUUUAGGCCAUGAAUCUUCUCCGGCAGAUGAGCUUUUCGCAGAUGGCAUGAUCCUGCCAGUUCAAAUUCAAGGAAGAAUUACUGCCUCUAAGCAAAUAUAUAGACAUGAAUCGCCACGAAAAGCUUCACUUCCUCCUCUUCCAUGUCCUUCUACUAAUGAGAAUUCAACUAAAAAUAGCAUGAGGGAAUUAAUGAUAGUGAAUUCUGAUUUGUUGGAGGAAAAGCCUCAGUCCAAAUCUUUCUGGGGAUUCAAGAGAAGUAAUAGUGUCAAUUGUGAUAUCAAGAGAAGCCUAUGCUCAUUACCACUUUUAUCACGAAGCAACUCAACUGGUUCCGUGCCAAAUGCAAAGAGAGCAACAUUGAAGGAUAUGCACAAGAACAAUUCACAGAAGCAACAAUCAGCUGCCAUGGCAAAGUCAACAUCGUCAUCACCAUCUUCGGUGUCUAGUUAUGUGUAUUCCUUACCACAAAAGCCCCCAUUGAAGAAGAGUGGUUCUUAUGGUAAGAUUAGUCCUAUCUUAAAUGUUCCACCUCCUUACAUUUAUAAAGGAACUGCAAAUCUCUUUGGGUUGGGAUCCUUUUUGCGCAAUGGAAAGGAAAAGAAGAUCAGAAAGUGA